Molecule: messenger RNA, 867 nt
Organism: Dioscorea cayenensis subsp. rotundata (Guinea yam)
Lineage: Eukaryota; Viridiplantae; Streptophyta; Magnoliopsida; Dioscoreales; Dioscoreaceae
Product: jacalin-related lectin 3-like
Exons: 3
Coding region: 151-756 (201 amino acids)
Molecular function (GO): carbohydrate binding
Source: RefSeq, a predicted model, not a curated record
UUGUGGAAGACUGGAAGACCCCAAGCACCAAGACUGCUUAAUUUGUCAGCUUUUGUUUUGUGUUUUUGUGUGUAUAUAUUUAACACAAAAAGAACCAGGUUGUUCAUAUCUCAAGCCUUUGCUCUUCUACCAAAAAUAAAUAAAUAAAUAAUGAGUGGCCUGAGAAUAGGUGAAGAUGGGGAGAUUUAUGUCAUUGCAAAGUGCAAAGGGAACAUGCAAAGGCCAUAUUAUGUAAAAGAAUGGAGUGAUGGCGCUGGAGGACAGGUGAAACAAAUAUGUAUUUGGCAUGGUGACUUAAUUUAUGGUAUUCUAGUAUCAUAUGAGAGAAAUGGUAAAUUUUGCCUUUCAUCAAGACAUGGUGGCACUGAAGGAGACUUUGAGCAGAUACUUUUGGAUGAGCCGAUCACUUGUGUGAGUGGGUAUUAUGGAUCAUGGUGCUUGGAACCUGACAUUUUUGAAAGUGAAGAGGAAGCACCGUAUAACUAUACUACAGUGAUCAGAUCACUUAAAUUUGAAACUGGUCGAGCCACAUAUGGACCAUUUGGGCAUGAAACCGGCUUGCCGUUUAGAUUCAAGAUGGACACCGGGUGCGCCGGAUUCCAUGGCCGGUCAUCUUCCGACGACGAUCAUGGUUUCCUUCAAGCUAUUGGUGUCUAUGUUAGAAGUUUUGCCUCCAAACCAAAUUCUGAUGGUUGUUCUCCAUCAAUUUCAUCGGCUCCUUCAGUGUUUGAUCCAAAUGAAAAUGAUGAACAAUGAUUUAUGUUCUUGUUGUUUAUGUGUGUUUGUAUUUGUCAUUAUGAAACAAGUGAUUAAAUGUAUUAUGUAACAAGUGAUCUUUUUAUAAGAAUUAUGGGCGUUUAUAUUUUA